Molecule: messenger RNA, 551 nt
Organism: Cottoperca gobio
Lineage: Eukaryota; Metazoa; Chordata; Actinopteri; Perciformes; Bovichtidae
Product: nebulette-like
Exons: 5
Biological process (GO): cardiac muscle thin filament assembly
Cellular component (GO): Z disc
Molecular function (GO): actin filament binding
Source: RefSeq, a predicted model, not a curated record
AGUAUAAAGAAGGUGUGAAGCAGAAGAAUCAGAGCAGUUUGUACCAUCAGCUCCCGGAGACCCCCGAGACUCAGCUGGUCAGACAGCUGACGGACCUGCAGAGCCAAACCAAGUACAAGGAGGCGGGUAAGAAGGAGGUGAAGACAUGUCUGUACUCCCUCAUGCCUCACACUAUGGACACGCAGUACGCCAAAGAAGCUGCACAGCUGCUCAGUGAGAUCAAAUACAAAGAAAGCAUGAAGAAGGAGAUGUCCAGCUCGCUGUACUGCACUCUGCCCGACACGGCAGAGUGCAGCUUCGCCCGAGAGAUGAGCGACAUGCAGAGCGAGAACAAGUACAAGGAGGACGGAAAGAGAAACCUCCCUCAGAGCUUCUACUCUCAGCUCCCAGAAACAGCUGACACUCAGUUCGCUAAAACUGUGUCUGAGCUGCAGAGCGAGAUGAAGUACAGAGAAGCAGGAAAGAAAGCAGUGACGAGCUCUCUCUACUCGACUCUGCCUGAGACUCUGGAGACGCAGCACGCUAAAGAGGCUUCACAGCUGCAGAGUCAG